Molecule: messenger RNA, 2634 nt
Organism: Torulaspora delbrueckii
Lineage: Eukaryota; Fungi; Ascomycota; Saccharomycetes; Saccharomycetales; Saccharomycetaceae
Gene: SOV1
Product: Sov1p
Exons: 1
Coding region: 1-2634 (877 amino acids)
Source: RefSeq, a predicted model, not a curated record
AUGCUUCGAGCUACCAGAUUAGGUUGUCGAUGUCUUUCCAGGGCUCAUGUUCGUUACUACAGGAAAAGGCGAAUGCUUACCGGUCAUAUACCAACGCUAAAGAAUAAUGAGAUACUUCGAGAACAGAAAGUUAUUAAUAUUGAUGCACCAUCGCCAGAUGUUGUAGAAAAUAAACUGAGAUCCCUAGGAUUCGAAAAUCUCGAUGCUGAAAACUCUAUGCAGGAUAUGAUGUUAAGUUAUUUCAGCCAAGCCAAUGCUGGGUUCAAGCGAGGGUCGAAGAAUCUAAAGAAGUUACAGAAUGAUCUGAUGGCUAACGAUACCAGUGAUGAUGCCAAAUUGGGUGCCCUAUUUAACUACCUACUCGAAGAGAGUAAUCUAGAAAUAAGGAGAUUACAGACGAUGAAUAAGGACAAGGUCGAUAUUAACAAUGAGUCAAGAAUGAUUGAUAAAGAACUAGAAUCUGAGACUGAGCUAGAAAACGCGAUAGUAUCUGAACUUUUCAAACCUACCGGUAAGGAUGGAGAGACAUACUUGAUGAAUACAGAUUUCAUAUAUGAAAUUUUAACCGAUUUGAACAACCGGAAGAAACCUCUAGGUGCCAAAGUACUAUCCAUAGAUCAGCUCGUUGAAGCGUUCGAGCUUGCCAAAACUGUGCCAAUAGAAGGAAGGCGAAGACGAGGUAUUUUUCUGGCUGGCAACUUGAUAUACUCACUCGGCAAGGUGAGGAUGGAUCCAGUAAACGAGUCAUUCUAUAUUGAAUCGCUUGUUAAUUACGGGCUAUACAAGAAGGCAUAUAAUCUUUUCGAAUCCGUAAGAGAAAAGGUAAACGAAAGAUGGUGGUACGAGAUGGGAAUGAUGAUCGCGCUUAGGGGUAAUUACUUACGCAAGCUUGACACUCUUUUGGCCAUUGCUGAUGAAAAGUUUGACAGCUAUCCUUAUAUCGCCCCCAAAAUGUUACAACUUGCGAUUAAGAAAAAGCUCUACAUCAGAGAUUUCGAAAGCGCUAAUGCAUUGUCUGACAGGUAUCUUGAGAUCAUAUCCCAAUAUGGGUUGAAAUGCAGCAGUGAUCGAGACCAUAAAAUGAUCAAAUUCCAGUCGGAAGGUGAAGCUGAUGAAUACCUAAAUGAAAUAGAGGUGCCCACCAUUCAAGGCCUUCUAGCCAUCAUUGACUACCAUUUUUUUAGAAAGAAUUUUGAUAUGGGCUAUAAGUUGAUGGCAUCGUAUCUAGAGAAAACAAGCGACGAUGAAGUGAGUCUUCAGUUUUUAAUAGUGCGUUUGAAGUUGAACCUUUUGAGAAACAUGAACGGUCUCAAAGUCGCGCUUGAACCACAUAUACCUCGUACUGUUGCCAAAAAUCGUUUGAGGAACCUUCAGAGGUCUUUCAAUAAGAUGGUUGGUGAAAUGAAUGUCGAUCCAUCGGUAUGUCAGGAGCUGCUUUUUGAUAGUAUUUCCUCUCUUGUCCAGAACCCCCUUUUGACUAAAACAGUUGAAGGUCUGCUUGUAUCAUCCAUGAAAGAACAAGCGCUCUCGCCAUCCAAAAGUUUUCGUGGCCUUAUAAAAUUACUGCUAGCCACAGAACGUGAGAAAGAUGCUAUGAAAUUACUUACAAAUAUGGAGCUCGCAUUCAAAAUUUCUCAAGAUUGUACGCGUACGCAUGAGGAUCAAUUUUACACACCUGCCAACGCUCACCAUUAUGCGGAAUUUGUUGAAUACUAUACCAUUCUUGCAGCAAGAGGCAAAUCAAAAAGGCCGUUGGUUACAUAUGAGAAAAAUAUCUCCAAAUUGCUGGCAAGAAUGGAGGCAACUGGAGUAAGGUACAAUGCAGUAUUUUUGGCGAAGUUAUUGGUAUUUUACAAGGGAAAUAACGAUUUUGGAAACUUAUUCAAAAUAAUCAACGAGAUAUUGGAGGUCAAGCAUGACAUCUCGACCCCUGCAGACGCUAAUAGAACAAGCUUCUACGGUCGUCGUGAUAUCACACGAGGCCUGUAUGCUGAAAUUUGGAAUGCCUACUCAAGAUAUUACUAUGUUUACUCUCGCGAAUGGCAAACCAUUGGUAAGAAGUCUAACUAUGUAGGGUGGAGGAACAAUGUGUCAAAGAUCAUGGAAAAGACCAAAAUACAUCCUAGUACUCCGAUCAGAACAUUGUUCGCAAACAUGAUCAACGCUGACAAUAUUUUGCCAGACGAACGGAUGUACUUCGUUAUCUUGGUCACGUUUAUGAAGAAAAGAGAGUGGGAGGCCAUACCUGGUGUCUUGACUGCGAUGGAGAGUAUACACGGUCUACCAAUCUCUGAUGAACUGGUAAACUAUUUUAUGAAGGGGCUAGAGAGAGAGUAUAUCAUGGCAAGACGGCAAAAAAUUGAUUUGAGUGGGCAAGAAGAUCAAGAGAUAAACUCCAGUAUGAAGCAAUUCAUACAGCAACUCAAGAAAAAUGCAGUUGUCCAAAAGCCCGAGUCUGGCGAUCCUAACACUGUUAAUAUAUUAAUAGAGAACAUUUUGGCUUUACAAAGGUAUAAAAGCCCAAGUGACCAUGAUUUUUUCCAGGUCACUGAAGCCAUGAAGGCAAUGCAAUGUGAGAGACCUAAUAUACAGGACUUGAUCGACAAUGUACAAAGCACAGAUAGCUUCAUGUAA